Aspergillus melleus is the source of this 2235-nucleotide messenger RNA. RefSeq lists its product as uncharacterized. Gene Ontology annotation, biological process: transmembrane transport. NCBI's taxonomy places the organism in Eukaryota, Fungi, Ascomycota, Eurotiomycetes, Eurotiales, Aspergillaceae. The record is from RefSeq and is a predicted model, not a curated record. Bases 1 to 2235 code for a protein of 744 amino acids. The transcript is spliced from 4 exons.
AUGUUGAUGUUGACGCUGACUCUGGUGCUGCUGUGGUCGCAGGUCGGGCUAGCUGCGUUUAUUCGUAGGCUUCCAUGUACUCCGGCCAAUGAAGCACCCAUCGUCCCCGGCAUCUUUACCCCGGACAGCCUGAGCGGUGGCCUCCAGGUAUCGGAUACGACGACGCUAUCACUCAAUCUAUACGGCGACUAUGUUGGCCCUGAUGACUGCGAGGCCCUGGAAGGCGAGUUCGCAACGCCCAUAGUCAAUGUCAGUGUCCUGGGUCGCCCGGUUGGAGUCCAGACCGAGACGAGUGGGAGAUGUCCGACCAUUUUGCCGGACGAUGGUCUACGGUCUGACGUUCGAACGUACUCGAAGUACCUGGUAUCCUAUUCCCUGGAUAGCCCUCAUAGGUUCAGCACGCUGGCGACGACAAUCCGUCUUCGAUUGAACAAUGGCACGGAAGUGGCCUGUAUCGCCGCAAACAUCACCUCUGAUCUAGGCUCCACGGCCAAGAGUCUGCUCAAGGGCAUUCCAAUGGCCAUCAUGCUCCUCUCGGGAAUCAUUGCAGCCGCGAUCAGGUUCUAUAUGGGUCGCCAGUCCAGCAUGUUCCGCUAUGAAAUCGCCAACAGCUCCUACGACCCGGCCGAAUCGGCGCUUCCCGGCAUCGGCGAAUGUCUGCAGUACAUUCAAUUUGUGUUUCUAUCCGGCUGUCUCACUCUGCUGUAUCCUGGAUUCUUCAGACCGGUGGUCAGCCAACUCGCCUGGUCGUCCCUGAUCUAUGCAAAUGGCCCGAUCACGCAUCAGUUCACCUAUCCCGGGGUCGAGGAUGGCAUUUACGCGUUCAAUGCCACCUACGGACUAGAAGAGAUGUCUCAUAUCAUGGGAGCGACAACAAUGGGGGAUCUGUGGCCCAAUGCCAUCAUCAAUCUGGCGGUCAUGCUUCUAAUCGCAGUGGUCAUUACACAAAUCACCUCGCUGAUCAAGUGGAUGUGGCGAUUGUUUCCCUUCUGGGGACCUCCUGGGGCUUUUGAGCCCCGCACGGAAUUCCUGGCGCACAUCCAGCACGCCGGAUGGAGCGUUCUCCGCAUGGUGCUCCACUACUACCUGCUGCCCAUCGUCACCUUCUCACUCUACCAACCAUUGAUGGCCCAUUCGCCGACAUAUCGGUCGUUUCUUGCCAUCUCGGUGCCGGCAGCCCUCGGCGUCUCGUUGGGAUUCUUAGUCCGAUACUUGACGGCACAUAAUCGACAGGAUUCCUUCUUCAGCGAAAGUACUCUCCCCGGCAGGUCCACACGGAAGUGGUUCUUCGAUGCUUUGUACGGGCUCCCGCUGGUCAGGGGCGUCGCGAUUGGCGGCUUGCAGAUCUCCGGCAUUGGGCAGAUUGUCAUUCUUAUGGCCUGUGAGAUUGCUCUCAUUAUCUGUCUGCUGCUGUACCGACAGAAUGGCUCGGUGUGGAGACCCAUCGGCCUGGCCGCCGUGAGACUGACCACGAUGGCCAUGAGCUGUGCCUUUCUUCCUUCGGCGGGACUCAACGAGGGAUCGAAGGGCUUGGUGGGGUAUUUUAUCCUCUCAUCACAUGCGUCGGCCCUCAUUCUCGGCUUUUUUGUGCCAUCGAUGUUCAACUGCGUGAUGUACAUCCUGGUGAGACUUGGGGUGCUGGAUUCUCACUUUGUGGGUGUCAAAGCAGACCAGCAAAACGCUCCGGUCUUCGGAUUAAACCAGCUGUCGCGUCGGUCGAAACGGGGAACGAGCUUCUCCCACCUGCCUGCGCUCAGUCCACCAGAUCAAUCCAUCACCGCGUAUAUAACUCACACUCCCCUACCCCGACCUGGUUCCUCCGGAGGCCAAUCAUGCAUUCCAGAUGAUGCAAGCCAGUUCUAUCGGGCUCCGCGACGCGUCGCUUCGUCAUAUGCUCCGUCAUAUGCUCCAACCGAGGGCACGCGCACCAUUCGUUCGGUGCCGUCAUCCUCUGACAUGGGUGACUCCGUCGGCUCGUCCGGUGGCUCCAGUAUGGAACUGAUCGAAGAGGAUGAAGACGACCUUGUGUCUGACCGGGCGUCUAAUGUCGAUUAUUCUGUCCGCGAGGCGGAUCAGUAUUAUCGGCGUGCGAAGAUUGUUAUGGGAUCGAAUCAGUCGGCAGAUUCCGGUUCGCAGUCAAAGCCUCCCAGGGGCUUACCUCGAUGGAAGCAGCGGAAGUCCAAGGCGAAGGGAUUCGAGGUUAUUAGACCUGCUCGGCCUCAAUCCCAUGGGUAG